Messenger RNA from Schistocerca cancellata (South American locust), 1299 nucleotides. RefSeq lists its product as uncharacterized. The record is from RefSeq and is a predicted model, not a curated record. The coding region runs from base 1 to 1299 and encodes 432 amino acids. Lineage: Eukaryota; Metazoa; Arthropoda; Insecta; Orthoptera; Acrididae. The transcript has 3 exons.
AUGCACCAUACCUGUAGGGCAGUGCGUCGCAGCGCCGGCUCGGGGGCGGAGGACGAGGCGGCCUCCGACUGCGGGGGUGGCGGACGGCGAGCGGCGCCUGCGCAGGGGGGCGCCCUCCUGGAGGCGGGGGGCGGCGGUGGAGGCGGGGGCGGCCAGUGGUGUGCCGGACGCGCUGCGCGGCGCUCGCCUCCCUCUGCCCUCUGCCCGCGGCUGCUGCUGGCCCGCGCCACCGGCUCCUCGCCACGGCCGACCGGGGCAGAUGUGGACUCUGACCACAAUCUAUUGGUUAUGAACUGUAGAUUAAAACAGAAGAAACUGCAAAAAGGUAGGAAUUUAAGGAGAUGGGACCUGGAUAAACUGAAAGAACCAGAGGUUGUACAGAGUUUCAGGGAGAGCAUAAGAGAACAAUUGACAGGUUUGGGGGAAAGAAAUAUAGUAGAAGAAGAAUGGGUAGCUUUGAGGGAUGAAGUAGUGAAGGCAGCAGAGGAUCAAGUAGGUAAAAAGACGAGAUCUAGUAGAAAUCCUUGGGUAACAGAAGAAAUAUUGAAUUUAGUUGAUGAAAGGAGAAAAUACAAAAAUGCAGUAAAUGAAGCAGGCAGAGAAGAAUACAAACGUCUCAAAAAUGAGAUCGACAGGAAGUGCAAAAUGGCUAAGCAGGGAUGGCUAGAGGACAAAUGUAAGGGUGUAGAGGCUUAUCUCACUAGGGGUAAGAUAGAUACUGCCUACAGGAAAAUUAAAGAGACCUUUGGAGAAAAGAGAACCACUUGUAUGAAUAUCAAGAGCUCAGAUGGAAAUCCAGUUCUAAGCAAAGAAGGGAAAGCAGAAAGGUGGAAGGAGUAUAUAGAGGGUCUAUACAAGGGCGAUGUAUUUGAGGACAAUAUUAUGGAAAUGGAAGAGGAUGUAGAUGAAGAUGAAAUGGGAGAUAUGAUACUGCGUGAAGAGUUUGACAGAGCACUGAAAGGCCUGAGUCGAAACAAGACCCCGGGAGUAGACAAAAUUCCAUUAGAACUACUGACAGCCUUGGGAGAGCCAGUCCUGACAAAACUCUACCAUCUGGGCGCUGCAGUGAAGGGCGGCGCCGUGGGUGUGGCUGCCCUCAGAGACGGCUCGUGUCGGAGCUCGCAGAACCGCUCGCCCUGGAACUCGCCGAACGACCGCCUGGCAGUGCGCCGGGAAGCCGGCUGGCUGCACGCCCGGCGCGGCGGAAGCGAACAGGUGGCGCGGUUGCAGACCGUGUUUCGCCUGGAGCGGCGCUGGGGCCGCGCUGUCGUGCGCUGCUUUCCGGAACUCGGCCCCUAA